Messenger RNA from Porites evermanni, 522 nucleotides. The record is from the annotation of a GenBank genome assembly. NCBI's taxonomy places the organism in Eukaryota, Metazoa, Cnidaria, Anthozoa, Scleractinia, Poritidae.
AUGACCACCUUUUGUGAACCUGAAUCAGUACUCGGCGAUACAAUUUCUAGCUUUCGUAAGAGACACUCGACCAAUAGAGUGCUAAUGGGUAUGCGCGACGACUUGCUAAGAGCGAUGAAAAAAAGGUGAGGUUACUCUCAUGGUGCUGGCCGAUUUCUCUAAAGCGCUCGACACAGUCAUCUACAAGGUUCUCUUAACUAAGUUAUCAACGCUUGGUUUCUGCGGUGGUUGAAUAGCUACUUGAGUGACCAGUAACAUUUCGUACCGAUCGAUGAUCGUACAUCUGAAUUAGUGAACCUACGGUUCGGUGUGCCACAAAGGUCGAUCCUCGGCCCAAUGUUAUUUAAUCUUUACGUUUCCGAUCUGCAAGAUCAUCUCCCUUCUUCGAUUGGUUCAUUUCAACGCGCUGACGAUACUACAGUAUACUCCAACUGUCCAGCUCCUGAGCUACAAAGAUGUACGCAAGAACUAAACUCCACACUAAACACUGUGAGCUCCAAGCCAGAUGUCACAUGUACAUAG